This is a messenger RNA of Lithohypha guttulata, 687 nucleotides long. RefSeq lists its product as uncharacterized. The record is from RefSeq and is a predicted model, not a curated record. Lineage: Eukaryota; Fungi; Ascomycota; Eurotiomycetes; Chaetothyriales; Trichomeriaceae. The transcript is spliced from 2 exons. Bases 1 to 687 code for a protein of 228 amino acids.
AUGCGUGUCAGCGUGUAUGAGUACAUUGCAUCAGGAGAACAGGAAAUAGUUGCGCCGCAGGCAGGCAGGAACACAGAUGAGAGCCGGGGGCCUGAUGCGAACGCUGACGAAGAUACUACUCAGUUGCGCGCUGCAUCAGAGAAUGGUCUGACAACAACAACGGCACCAGAGCAACGACCCACUGAGGGCGGACAGACGACGGAGACACGACCUGUUAGUGCUUCAAAUGCAGACAACGAAGAUGAAGAGGAAAGGCAAUCAGCACACACAGAAAGUGAAGCCGACAGGUCCAGCGUCCUCCAGGACGACGAAGUCUCAGCUGCAGCAAACCUGAAUGUUCAACCAGUAACACUUGGCCAUUCGAGUGGCGCCUCAGAUGCACGAUCGAGUGACGAAGAAGAUACUUCACCUCCGCCCGCAACGGCUGGCACUAACGAGGCGAGGCUUAGAAUGCGAGGCGACAGGUAUAAGAGGCAGAAGCAGGUAAUUGAAGUAAGGUACAGCAAGCUUCAAAGGGAGAAUGCAGAGCUCAGGAGAAGAAGGGCUGGAUUGGAGAACAGAUUCAAGAAGUUUCGAAAAGAUGUUCGGAAGGACCUCAUAAGUGCUCAGACUGCACUCAAUAGCUUGAGAUGGCACUUGAAGCGAAAGAGACGGAUGGUCGAUACAGACUCGGUCAUAGAGGUCUAG